Molecule: messenger RNA, 762 nt
Organism: Mya arenaria
Lineage: Eukaryota; Metazoa; Mollusca; Bivalvia; Myida; Myidae
Exons: 1
Coding region: 1-762 (253 amino acids)
Molecular function (GO): nucleic acid binding; zinc ion binding
Source: RefSeq, a predicted model, not a curated record
AUGGAAACUUUAUCAUCUGCUGAUAUUCAGCAGGAGACUGUGCAGCCUGAGACUCAAAAUAGUUUACGUGAAAUUUUGUUUGAGUUGCGAGGACAAAAGUCGCAAAUUAAUUCUCUGAAAGACGAAGUUCGCGGACAGUCACUUGCUGUAGAUGAAGUUAAAAAGUUGAAAACCACUAAAGAAAUUCCCAGGAAAUUUAGUGGAAACCGGCUUCAGUUUGAAUUUAAUUCCGAGUUGGAGGACAGUGUGAAGCAGAUUUUGUGGGCUAUAGGAAAUGUGAAAAUUGAUUACGCAAAGGAAAUGCUGGCUGGCAUUGCGGAUAAGCUCCACGUAAGAAACAAACACAUACGUAUUGCUGAUACUUCCGAAGGAGGCUGGGAGACUGUGCGCCAAUAUCAGUCAAACCCAUUGGCGAGUGACUCUGACGACGAGUCGCGCAUUCUCAAGGCGGACUCGCGAGCAGUGCGGAAACGUAAGCAGCAGAAACCCAAAACGAAGGCUAAAUCACCAGCUGUAGCUUUGGGGUACACGGACAGCAUGGCUCUGGCGCGCAGAUUUGCUGGUACUUCCUCUACGUCGCAAGCGCAAUCCGGGGGCGGACAUUCGUUUCGUGGCUACCAGGGGUUUCCCAGCAACAGAGGACAGCUUGGACCCUGCUUCGGAUGCGGCGAGUACAACCACGUGCGGCGCACGUGCCCGUAUACAAGGUUUGGGGGAGCUCAGCAGGGACAGCAACAGACAGAGCAGCCCGGCAAAAAAUGA